AUGAACCUGGUUCCUGUGGAUCAAAGAAUAGAUGCAGCAGAAGCAGGAUGGGAAGGAGUGAAAUCAGCUCUAACUUAUUUGCAGCAACUAAUGAACAAUCAGUGUUCUCUAUUUGUGGAAAAGAUGACUGAGAUGGCUACCGAGAACAAGAGAGUUUGUUCCAUGUUUUCAGAGAAAAGAGGUAAAGACAACAGCUAUAGACUACCGUCGCUGCCACCACCGGAAGAUGAAAUAAAGAAGAGAGAAACGGUUCUUAAGGAAGGAGGGACCAACCGGAGGUUUCACAAACUUGAGAUGCUCUUGUUUAAUGGAACUAACGCAGAGGAGUGGAUUUUUAAUGUGGAAAGGUCAUUCUACACGAAUGAGGAUGAAGAAAUGAUGAAGGGUGUUGUGAGAUCUCUAGAAGGAGACGCUUUACUUUUCUAUGAAUGGGAGCAUCGGAGGCGGCCCAUACGAGAUUGGGAAGAGCUUAAAGGAUUAAUACGUCGGCGGUUCAACUCUUCUAACGAUGCAGCAUAA
This is a messenger RNA of Lactuca virosa, 519 nucleotides long. The record is from the annotation of a GenBank genome assembly. NCBI's taxonomy places the organism in Eukaryota, Viridiplantae, Streptophyta, Magnoliopsida, Asterales, Asteraceae.